Tachyglossus aculeatus (Australian echidna) is the source of this 3752-nucleotide messenger RNA. RefSeq names its product MAP7 domain containing 1 (gene MAP7D1). The record is from RefSeq and is a predicted model, not a curated record. Gene Ontology annotation, cellular component: microtubule cytoskeleton. NCBI's taxonomy places the organism in Eukaryota, Metazoa, Chordata, Mammalia, Monotremata, Tachyglossidae. Gene Ontology annotation, biological process: microtubule cytoskeleton organization.
UCCUGCAGACUCUGCCCUGGCUCUCCCCUGCCCCCCCACCCCCCACCAGCCUUCUCGAGGAAGACCCCCGGGGUGGGGAACUUUUCGUAGGCGGAUGCGCCCCAUCCUCUAAGCGGGCGGGGACCGGAGGAGGAGGAGGAAGACGAAAGAGGAGGAAGAAGAGGAGGAAGGGAUGCGUCUAAGGGCCCCGCCAGGAGCCGCGGGGGAAGCACCGGUCCAACGCCAGCGCCGCCGCUGCUGAGAUUUGGGGGUGUUUUGGGGGCGCAGCUCGCCGGCCCCUGCCACCGAGGAGCCAUGGAGACGGGCAGAGACGGAGCCCCCCAAGAAAAUACCCCUGCAGUCCCCCAGCCUCCUCCUCAGAGUGAUCCGACGCCGGCUCCCUCACUGAUCCCGGUCGUUCCACUGACUCCGGCUGUCCCUCUGACCCCGGCCACUCCGCUGACCACGGCCGCCGCACCGACCACAGCCGCCGCACCGACCACGGCCGCCCCGCUGACUCCUGCCGCUGCACUGAACUCGGCCACCCCGCUGAACUCGGCCACCCCGCUGACUCCAGCCACCCCACUGACCCUGGCUGCCCCGCUGACUCCGGCCGCUCCGCUGACCCCGGUCACUCUGCUGACCCCAGACGCCACUCCUGAGACGUCCCCAGGCAUGGAGAGCCCCCCUGUGGGCCACCAGCCUCCAUCUGCCUCCCCCACUGUUCCAGAGCCGGAGACGUUGACGUCGCAGGCUACGCCCCCGCCGGACUCCUCCACGAGGAGCCCCCCCGACGCAGAGGACAGGGAGCAUUUGGGCCCCCCUGUUGGGGGGGCCGCCCAGGAGGCCCAGACCCCCCCCAGGAGCAGCCAACCCUCUCCCAUGACUGCCCCCGCCUCCGCAAGCCCCCGCUCCAAACAAGAUGUCCGGAAGGCAGGAGAGCGGCAUAAGCUGGCAAAGGAGCGCAGGGAGGAGAGAGCCAAGUACCUGGCGGCCAAGAAGGCGGUAUGGCUGGAGAAGGAGGAGAAGGCCGCAGCUCUGCGGGAGAAGCAGCUGCAGGAGCGGCGGCGGAGGCUGGAAGAGCAGCGGCUGAAGGCCGAGAAACGGAGGUCGGCCCUGGAGGAGAGGCAGCGGCAGAAGCUGGAGAAAAACAAGGAGCGCUACGAAGCAGCGAUCCAGCGGUCCGUGAAGAAGACGUGGGCCGAGAUCCGGCAGCAGCGCUGGUCGUGGGCCGGGGCCCUGCACCCCAACUCCCCGGCCCACAAGAGCAGUGGGAGCAGGUGCUCGGUGUCAGCAGUAAACCUGCCCAAACACGUGGACUCUAUAAUCAACAAGCGUCUCUCCAAGUCCUCCGCCACUCUCUGGAACUCCCCCCGUAGAAAGCGGAGCCUGCAGCUGAGCGCCUGGGAGAGCAGCAUCGUGGAUCGGCUGAUGACGCCCACGUUGUCCUUCCUUGCCCGCAGCAGAAGUGCCGUCACCCUGCCUGGCAACGGCAAGGACCAGGUGGUCCCCGUGUGUCCGCGCUCCGCCUCCGCCAGCCCCCUGACACCGUGUAGCGCACCCCGGGCCCUGCAUCGCUGUGCCGCCGACCGCAGGAAGCCAGUGGCCGGCAGCCCCGAGAUUACGCCACGCCGGCGGCCCGAGGCCUCCCCGAAGAAGAAGGAGAAGAAGGACAAGGAGCGGGAGAACGAGAAGGAGAAAAGCGCACUGGCCCGGGAACGCAGCCUGAAGAAGCGCCAAUCCCUGCCUGCCCCACGCAGCCGGCUCCUGCCUGCAGCCAACCUGAGCAGCCCAAAGUCCAAGACGCGCCCGUCUUCACCCUCCACGCCUCGCCACCGCCCGGCCACCCCCUGCCCCAGCCCCAGCCCCGGUUUGUCCCCCAAACCUCCCUCCCCCCGCGGCCCCACGGUUUCCCCCAAGGUGCGUGCCCGGAGGAAGGAGGAGGGACGGGAGGGGUCCGGCCGGGCCAACGGCAGGGAGGAGAAGAAGGACAGAGAUCGAGAAAAGGACAAAAACAAGGAGAGGGAGCCGGGCCUUCCCCCUGAAGUUUCACCCGAGCCCGCCAAGGAGCAGCGGGGGCCUGAGCCCCUGAGGACCACCACGGAACCCCCACAAGGUGGGGCUGUUCUGGCCUCAUCCCCGGCCCCAGUUCCCUCCCCGGCCUCAGUUCCUUCUCCCUCCCCCUCACCGUCCCCAUCUCCUUCUCCCUCCCCGUCGCCUGGCAAGCCCAUGGCCGGCACCACGGACCCAGAGGAGGCCGCCCGGCUGCUGGCCGAGAAGCGGCGCCAGGCACGGGAACAGCGGGAGCGUGAGGAGCAGGAGCGGCGAGAACAGGAAGAGAGAGAGAAGCGCCUGAGAGAGGAGCGGGCCGCACGGGAGGCAGAGGCCCGGGCGGAGCGGGAGGCAGCUGCGAGGCGGCGGGAGGAGGAGCGGCAGCGGCGGGAGGAGGAGCGGAGGCAGCUGGAUGAGCAGGAGGCCCAAGAGAAGGCCCGGCUGGAGCAGGAGGAGCUGGAGCGGCUGCAGAAACAGAAGGAAGAAGCCGAAACCCGGGCCCGGGAGGAAGCAGAGCGGCAGAAGCUGGAGAGGGAGAAACAUUUCCAGAGAGAGGAAAAGGAGCGGCAGGAGAGGAAGAAGCGGCUGGAAGAGAUCAUGAAGAGGACUCGCAAAUCAGAUGCCGCUGACACCAAGAAGAAAGAGGACCAGAAGAUCCCCAACGGGAAGGAGGCCAAAGCUGAGACAGACACCAAUCCAGAGGCCGGGAAGGUGGCCGAGUCCCCAGUCAAGGGUUCGGAGAAGGAGAUGAUACCAGAGGAGCCUUCCUCUGAAAACCUGCAGUGGAGUGCCCCUAACAAGGAGGUGGGACCACUGGUGAAUGGCCUGCAGCCCUCCCACCUCCACCAGGAGAAUGGCUUCUCACCCAAGGGUACCACCCUGGGCCGAGAGGCCGGAGACAAGGGCAUGAGUCGCCCCCCGGAGCCUCUGCUGCCCUUCGCCGAGGCCGAGCCCUUCCUCAAGCAGCCCGUGGUGCAGCCUCCCCAGGUCACAGGAGUGCUCUAGGAAGAGUCUCCCUCGGCCUUCUGGAGUGCUGUGCUUCUCACUCAAGCUUGGGGUGGGAGGAGGUACGUGGUGGGGGAAGGCUGGGCUCCUGCUGGGUCCGUCCCUCACCCGGGCCCCAACAAGUGCCAACCUCAGGAGGAGGAAGAGGAGGAGGAGGAGGAAGAGGAGGCAACAGAAACCACCCAGAGGCCUGGGCAGGGGACGACAGGAGCUGGGUGAUGGGGCGAUCCUUUCUGUUGUUUUUAAUCUGCACCUUAUAUGACUGACCACCUCCUCAGCCUCUGCCCCGAGAGAGAGCCCUUCCCUCCCCUCUAGUUCCCUCCACCCCAGGGGUCUCCACUGUAGUUAUUUAACUUUUGCUCUUUGAAGCGACUGCUGGGUACAAUGUAUGUGAAUAAUGUAAAUAGCAGCCCGUCCUCUACCUGGCCAAGGACCCUUGUCCUUCCCAAACCCAACCCGCCCCCUUUCUCUUGGCCCCACAUCCGAGAAGACAGAAGCAGGAUGUCACAGUGGGGCUGUUUCUACCUAAUUUAACUUUACCCGAGAGGCCCCCCCCCCCCCCCAAUUCUUGCUCCAGUCGAGGAGGGGGAGCUAGAACCCAUUGAUCCCUGCACCCAGGCCCCUUCCUGCUGCCCACCUGCCUGCCCAUCCCUGGGGGGGCCAGUGUUAUUGCAUCUGAACAAACUUCUCCAGAAAUAAAGCGAGAAUCAGCCGUG